GAAGCAAAGAGGACUAUAAGAGAAGAGAGCGUCCGAAGGAUCUUCACGACAUCUUCACCUGUUCUUUUCUUCUGUUCAUUCCUCAUCGACUGAGGUGGUCCCUUGACUCAAGAUGGCCCAGACUGAGAUGGAGAAACACUGUGAAGGUAUCAUCAACGGUUUCCACAAAUUCUCCAUUCGGGUGGAUCAUCACGAUAUGCUCAGCAUAGGAGAGCUGAAGCAACUGCUUGAGCAGCAGCUGCCCACCUACCUGAAGAAAAAUAAGGAUGCCGCUAAAGUCCUAAUGGAAGAGCUCGACAAGGACAAGAACAAGCAGCUUGAUUUUGCAGAAUUCAUGGGUGUUAUUACCAGAGUGCUGAUUUUCAGUCAUGAUAACAUCCACAAGAAAGAAAAGGAGCCAGGCACCGGUGGCCAUGGCCAUGGCCAUAGCCAUGGCCCCGGCCAAGGCCACGGCCACGGCCACUAAAGGUCAUCAGUGAGUUUGAUAUUUCACUUCCUUGGCCACUGUUGCCACUGAGAGAUUGACCCAAUAAAGAAUGAA
Molecule: messenger RNA, 541 nt
Organism: Gekko japonicus
Lineage: Eukaryota; Metazoa; Chordata; Lepidosauria; Squamata; Gekkonidae
Product: protein S100-A12-like
Exons: 3
Coding region: 113-466 (117 amino acids)
Biological process (GO): endothelial cell migration
Cellular component (GO): cytoplasm; extracellular exosome
Molecular function (GO): calcium ion binding
Source: RefSeq, a predicted model, not a curated record